Messenger RNA from Merops nubicus (carmine bee-eater), 552 nucleotides. RefSeq names its product ankyrin repeat domain 2 (stretch responsive muscle) (gene ANKRD2). Gene Ontology annotation, cellular component: nucleus. The record is from RefSeq and is a predicted model, not a curated record. Lineage: Eukaryota; Metazoa; Chordata; Aves; Coraciiformes; Meropidae. The annotation marks the transcript as partial. Gene Ontology annotation, biological process: regulation of transcription by RNA polymerase II. The transcript has 7 exons. Gene Ontology annotation, molecular function: RNA polymerase II-specific DNA-binding transcription factor binding.
GAGGGUCCUGUGGACCCAGAGACCUUCCUGCGAGCCGCUGUCCAGGGCAAGAUGCACAUCAUUGAGAAGUUUCUGGCAGACGGUGGCCCCCCUGACACGUGUGAUGAGUUCCACCGCACGGCUCUGCACCGCUGCUCGCUGGAGGGACACACGGACAUCCUGCAGAAGCUGCUGGGCAGUGGAGCCACCGUUGACUUCAGGGACCGGCUGGACUGCACCGCCGUGCACUGGGCCUGCCGGGGCGGGCACCUGGAUGCUGUCAAGCUGCUGCAGGACCAUGGGGCAGACCUCAACCUGAAGGACAAGCUGCUCAGCACCCCGCUCCACGUGGCCACCCGGACUGGGCACCUUGACAUUGUGGAGCACCUCAUCCACUGUGGGGUGGAUGUCAAUGCCCCAGAUAGGGAAGGUGACACAGCGUUGCACGACGCCACACGGCUCAGCCGCUACAAGAUCAUCAAAAUGCUGAUCCUGCAUGGGGCUGACAUGAUGGCCAAGAACCAGGCUGGCAAGACCCCGACAGAUCUGGUGCAGCAGUGCACAGUGACUUGA